Messenger RNA from Amphimedon queenslandica, 1597 nucleotides. RefSeq lists its product as uncharacterized. Gene Ontology annotation, cellular component: membrane. The record is from RefSeq and is a predicted model, not a curated record. The annotation marks the transcript as partial. Gene Ontology annotation, biological process: cell communication. The transcript has 3 exons. Lineage: Eukaryota; Metazoa; Porifera; Demospongiae; Haplosclerida; Niphatidae.
AUGCAAAGGAAUGUCUUUGGAGCAACAAACCUUACACUAACAGUACACACACUCAAGAAUGCAUCAGUUCAAUACAGCAUUGAGUCUCUCAAUCAAGGCUUUAGCUACUCUGGUACAACCACCGCAGGAGAUCCUGAUGUUGUUGCUAUACCAUUGACUUAUGAAGUUUAUUAUUCUUCUUAUUCAUAUCGGAGACUGGGCUUGCACAUCAGCUCACUUGAGACAGAUCCUGUAUCUGUUGUUGCAUGGAGUGAGAGUACUUAUGGGUACUUUUCAUUUCUUGGGCUUCCAUGUCACACUCAACCCACAAAUUCAUAUGUAUAUUAUGCAGUAUCAUCUCAUGGUUUCAGUAACUUUCCUGGAUACAUUAUUCUUGUUGGAUGCAUGAAUAAUACGAAUGUCACCAUAGCACCAACACAGUAUGCUAACAUUACAAUGCCAGCUAACCCACAAUCACCAAUCAGUGCAUAUAAGACAUAUCGUUUAGGAGAAAACAACACAUUUGUCAUACAUGCAGGACAGACCAUAAGAAUGUACCAAGCUUUUGCUGAUAUCUCUGGGAGUAAAAUAAUUUCAGAUGCUCCUCUGACCGUUAUAAGUGGGCACACUGCUGCCCAGAUUCCACUUGGAAUAAAUGAUGCUGAUCCUAUGGCAACACAAGUCACUCCUACUAUCACAUGGGGUAAAGAAUUUCUCUUGUCUCCUCAUCACAAUAGGAAUACUGGUCAGUUCUAUAAAAUUAUUGCCCACAGGCCUGGAACAAAUAUUCAAAGGAGAUGUGGUACUGGUCUUACAGUUAGUGCCACUCUUUCCUCUGGACAAGUCUAUCAGUUUAAUACUUCAAACACUUCUUACUGCAGUCUUAUAUCAAAUAAGCCAAUAUUUGUGGCACAUAUUGGACCAAGUACUUUCUUUAAUGGAGGUACUUAUGGUGACCCAACACUUAACACUGUUCCUCCAAUAAGCCAGUACUUACACUCGAUAGAGUACACAAGAUACUUUGCAAUAUUUAGUGGUGUGAACCUGCUUAUACCAAGGGAUCAAUACUUCAGUAACAACCUGAUAAUUGAUAAUACUCUCUACUCUAUUACAUGGGAUGCCACUAUUUACUUUCCUAAUGGAACAAUUGCUGGCUAUGGCUGGUAUGCUUCAACUUCUGGCACUCAUACAAUCACCCAUGCAAUUGCUUCAGGAGGGAUAUCUCUUUCAAUAUAUGGAUGGACAAUAUACAGAGGAUAUGCAUUCUCAGGUGGCAUGGGUCUUGAUCCAAUAAAUCCACUCCCACAGGUUAGCUUUACUCAAGAGCUGUUUAUCAUUACAGAAGGAAACAAUGAUGCCAUUAUCUACUUAAACAGAAGUGCAAAUGUUGAGGAAGAAGUAUCAGUGAGAGUGAGUGUCACUCCUCAACAAUUGGACACAGCUGAAGGUGGAGAUGAUUAUUUGUCAACAAGUUCAGUGGUCACAUUUAGAUAUGGAGAAAUACUACAUAAUGUAACAAUUGCUAUUAUUGAUGACCACUAUGCUGAGCCUACUGAGUACUUUACUUUAAGUCUAGAGGCUGUUGGACAAGAUGUUAUUGUCUUUCCAAUUACAGAAU